This is a messenger RNA of Paralichthys olivaceus (Japanese flounder), 1042 nucleotides long. The record is from RefSeq and is a predicted model, not a curated record. NCBI's taxonomy places the organism in Eukaryota, Metazoa, Chordata, Actinopteri, Pleuronectiformes, Paralichthyidae.
GAAGGUGUUGGAGCAGAGAGACGAGGUUUAUGAGAAGAUCAGUCAAUAUCUGCAGCUGAAGAACACAAUACACACUCUGCAGGAGGCGGGCUCUCAGCGGCUGAAGACAGACGUUGAUCUUGGCUGUAACUUCUACGUCCACGCUGAAGUGGAGGACUCGUCCAGAAUCUUUGUGGCGAUUGGUUACGGGUUCUUUGUGGAGAUGAGUCACGACGAGGCGCUGCGGUUCAUCGAUAAGAAGACGAAUCAGCUCACAGCUUUCACAGACCAGCUCACCAAAGACUCCGCCAAAAUAAAAGCCAACAUCCGCAUGGUGCUGGAGGGUCUACGGGAGCUGCAGGGACUGACCGACCUGCCAGAGAGUAGAAGAAGAGAAGUUUUCUAGACGUGUGGAUAAACUGCUGUACGUUCGGAGGAUGGACAGUUCAGGUCUCAACCUGAUCACUGUGCAGCUCCAGGAUUCAACAUGGACAUUCAAUAAAUCCUGUCAGCAGUUUGUUCUGAUAAUAAUGAGGGGAGGUGGGAUCAAAUCGUCAUUGGAGGACAUUUGAAUGGUGGUGGAUCUGUGACAGACGUGGACUCUGCAGGACUCAGACAGAAGUAAAGCCUCUGCGACUAGAACCAGAUAAGAGGAGGCUGUUGCGGCUGUCCACAUACUUUUGGACAUGUUUGCGUAAACAGGUCUUCAGAUGUGAUUCAUAGAAAAAUAAGACGCUGAGCAAUAAAGUUACACUGACUAAAACAUGAACCGUCACAGAUGCUCAGUCAACAACACCGAGCCUGUUGCCAUGGAGACUGGUUGAUAAAUAGAAGCAGUGGCGUAAGGAAACAGAGUGAUGGUGAUUCUUGAAAUAGACACAGCGUCACAGGAAGUCACUGUUGAUGUUUAAAGAUUUACAUUCAUCAGAUGAAGUGAGAGAAUCAUCAGCGUAAUAAAAAUAAUCUCUAGCUGCACUAAAUGAAACAGGGAAUUAGCUGCUGCAUUAAUGCGUCAACAAUAAUCUGAUGACACAGUCACCUGCUAAUAAAUGUUUCUGUUUAA